AUGCUCUUUCGUGACUCUCUCUUUCUUGCGUCUUCCGCCGCAGUGCCAACAUCGGAGGCAAUAGAAUCGCCGGAGUCACAGAAGGCACUAGCGGAUGUGAGGCAGGUGGCAUUGUCUUGGCUUGAGCAAGCGGCCAGGUGGGCCGCGUAG
Molecule: messenger RNA, 150 nt
Organism: Hydatigera taeniaeformis
Lineage: Eukaryota; Metazoa; Platyhelminthes; Cestoda; Cyclophyllidea; Taeniidae
Source: the annotation of a GenBank genome assembly